This is a messenger RNA of Trichogramma pretiosum, 4731 nucleotides long. RefSeq lists its product as uncharacterized. Bases 240 to 3590 code for a protein of 1116 amino acids. The transcript is spliced from 15 exons. Lineage: Eukaryota; Metazoa; Arthropoda; Insecta; Hymenoptera; Trichogrammatidae. Gene Ontology annotation, molecular function: protein binding. The record is from RefSeq and is a predicted model, not a curated record. Gene Ontology annotation, cellular component: plasma membrane.
UUUGCUGAGAAUGUAAAUGGUUCAUCUCAUCCGCGUGUGUUGUGAGUGUGAAUCAGGGACAUCGUUCGCAUAAAUGCUUAGAAUAACGCUGCGCUUGACAAUAGCUUCUCGAAGCACUCUCAGCUGCAUUCUCAUCGUUAUUCGCAUUUGAAAGCAGUUGUGCGCGUGUGUAUGUGAAUUUGUUUCGCAUUGAUUGAUGAAAACUUCACGGAAGAACGGGUGAACGCCUCGGAACGACUAUGAUACCGUUUUCCGUCAUGAAAGGUCCAUGCUGGCUCGUCUACAGUAGUGUUUUACUUGUAACGACUGCGACACUCGUACUGUCUUGCCGUCAAAGCGAAUUCCGUUGCAACAAUGGCCGCUGCAUCUAUCUUAAUAAGGUCUGCAAUCUCGUCGACGACUGCGGUGACAAAAGUGACGAGCAACAGCAGUGCACACCAUGCAAUAAAACAUACUACGGCGAUGUUGGUAAAACGUAUGAUCUCGAGCUUCACCGGCCGAAAGAAGAUAAGGUGCCUUACGUUUGCAAGCUCACAUUCAGUGCCCCUGGCGGCAUCCUCGGUGACAUAGUCCAGCUGACGUUCGACAGCUUCACACUCGGCAAGUUCGUGUCGUUCACGUCGGCGGGAUGCCCGGACGGCUCGCUGCAGAUAUCGGAGAUGAAUCGGCCGGACGUGGGAGGCCACUGGUGUGGAACGACCUGGGGACCCGCCAUCUACUACAGCGAGACCGCCAGCGUCUCCAUAACUCUGAGGCUCUUCAGGCUCAGCAAGGAUCAGACCGGAUUCAAUUUUGACUUUCGCAUGGCCUACAAGACGAUUCGACGCUCCGACGCCGUCGUGCGAUACAAUAAUCCCUUCGUGGUCGUGACCAACCCACCGACCAAACCGCCGACCACAACGACGCCCAGUCCAACAACAAACUCGACCGCGCACGUUCCAACGAACAAUGCAUCCUCGUCUGUAUCGCCGGGGCUAACUUCGAAAACAACCAAAUCGCCGUUAACGAGCAAAUCGACCAGAGCCCCGACGACUUCUGUGCCUCCGACGAGCUCGAUUUCCACGACGCCGCCGACGACGACGUCCAAGCCCACGCGCAAGCCCAGCAGCGAGCAGUAUCUAGGCGAGCUCAUAUCCGGCACCUACUGCUCGAAGACGUUCAGCGAUUGCGAUAAGAAGAGGUGCAGGCUGCAGUCGCCGAACUUUCCGGGCCUCUAUCCGCGCAACCUCACCUGUUAUUAUGCGAUACGACAGCACGAAGUUCCUGAAGGAAAGCAUCCCUUAAUAUCGGUGAGACAGACUCGAGGUCAGUUGAUUGCUGUGCGAUCGAAGCCGCCUUCGCAGGCCGAGCCACCGCCGAGGGAGCUCCGCCUCUGGGAUGAUUGCGACAUAGUCAAGGAUCACGUAACGAUCUACGACGGUUAUAAUACGAUGGAGCCGGUAAUACUGAAGUUUUGCGGGGGAGGCGAGCCCUUGCCCGAGGUAGUCAGCAGCGGCAAGGACCUGCUGGUCGUGUUCACGACCUCGCCUUACGGGACUUUUCUUCAUCCAUCAUCGCCGCACUCGCUUCAUGGCUUUCAGCUGGACGUGCAGGUGAAAUUCGUGGACGCCAACUCGUCGUCGUUCACGCGAAACAAGCGCUGCGAAUUUUGGCUACGAGGAAGCGAGGGUGGCGUGCUGACCUCGCCCCGUCACUCGCUGCCGCGCAACACGACCUGCCUGUACCAUCUUCGCGGCGAGGACACGAGCUUUCCGUCGCCCACGUCGCCCCGUCCCAUACCGAAGUUCCCCACCAAGGCCGACAUCAAGUGGGGUCGCCAGCAGCCCCUGCAGCCGACUCCGCAAUUUCGAGUCUGGCUGUCGGUGCUCAAGUUCCACGUGGCCAACAGCCUCGCCCCGGCGGCCGACGACGAGUGCUCGACCAGUCUGAAAAUAUGGGACGGCGAUAUGAUGCCUUUGUCGACGGGCGAGUGCAACGAUAUCGCUUGCGAGAAACAAAACGAGAAGCUUCUGGGCAGCAGCAGCGGUAGCAGUAUCAGUGGCAGCGGCAGUGCCGUAGCCAAAAUCAACGGCAGCAGAGCCGCCACCGGCCACGGGGCCAGCGGCAGGCUGUCGAGCAACGCCACCCUCAUGGCCCGCUACUGCAAGGACAAAGUGCCGCGCAGCUGCGACCACGUGAUUCUGCAGAACACCAGCCGACCGUGCAGCCCGGCCGAGAGUUUCAUUUCCUCCAGCGGCAGCCUGACCAUCGAGCUUUUCGUCUCCGAGACUACUGCCCUCAGGCCACUCGACUUCCGAGCCCUCUUCGAAUUCGUCGACCUCUACCAGGACGGCGAUCCGUACGGCGAUACGCCCUGCUCCCGGAUCUUCUACAGCCGGAACCGCGACACCUACCCAGACCGGAGAUUCCGCGGGCCAAGGGACAUAUUCCUUUAUGGACGAGGCGGAGCGAAAAAUUUAACCUGCGUGUACCGCUUCGAAGCCGAGCACGAUGAGGUCGUGAAACUGCGCUUCAACAAAUUACUCAACGGCAACCGGUCCUGCCGGAGCGUAUCCAGCCCCGACUACAAUCGUCUCAUCUGCGUCGGCUCCAGUAGCUUCUCCGUCAAAGUAAUGGAAUUGCCGUGGCCCAAUGCACCGGCGAUCCAGCGCGACUGCUUCUGCUCGAAUCGCUCGCUACCCAUGAACUUCAAAUCCAAGUCAAACAUCGUCGAGGUGCACUUCGCCGUUCACUCGAUGACUUCCCUCGACGACUACAAGAACGUCUAUUUCGAGGGUACGUGGGACUUUGCGAAGGCCACGCCGUGCGUCGACAAGCGGCGCGUUCGAGGACCCUCGGGCGAGAUAAAAAAUCACUCGCCCAGCGAGGACGACGGAGACCAAUACUGCGCGAGCCAUCCGUGGCUCAUCGAGCCCGGACAGGACCAGUACCUCUACGUCAAGCUGCCCGGGGCGUACGCCAACAAUCGCACCAAGUGCGAGACGAAGAAUCGCAUCGUCGUGCACACGGCCGGGAGGCUGCGCGCCGCCGUCUGCCCCAGGCCCUCCGAGAGCAUCAGGGGCAACGUCGUCGAGGUGUUCAGCGAGGGCUGGAACAUACCCCACGGCAGCAAUCCGUUCCAGCUGCCUCUGGUGGUACAGGAGGCGCCCAAGAGCAUUGCCAUCGAGUACGUCAUGCACGAGGAGGACUACUACAGCGUCACCUGGCUCGAGCUUACCCGCAGGCCUGCCGUGAUCGCGGCGCUGGCGGGCAUGCGACUGGACUUUGACUGCGAGCACCGCUGCCCCGAGCUGGACGCCUGCAUCAACGGCUCGCUCUGGUGCGACGGCACGAGCCAGUGCCCGACCGGCUACGACGAGGCCCUGACCCACUGCUCGAUCCUGCUGCAGCUGCCGCCGAUGCACCUGGGCCUGGGGGCCAUCGCCUUCAUCUCGAUCGGCGGCCUGCUGUGCAUCGCCUCGUGGCGCAUCUGCCACCCGGGCCAGGCGGGGCCCGGCGGCGUCGUCGGCUCGCGGCUCCACCCGCAGCGCCGCCUCAAGAGCAUCAGCUCCGAGACGGCCAUCAUCGACGGCAAGGAGGUGAUUUGCUGACACAGCGAGAGUUCCGUGCGCUACGUCGAGAUCGAUCGCGUCACCACGGUCUGACGCACUCGACCUGAGACCAGCGUCAUCGGCGACGACCACGACCACCACUGCCACGGACAUCUGCUUCGGCGUCGCUUCCUUCGUCGGCUCUUCUCCUACUAAGCGCCUUCGUAUUUCGGGGGUCACGUUAAGAGAGAAAAUUGAAAGGCAGAGACAAGACGAACGAAGCCAAGUACGAAGAGUCAACGGUACGUGAACGUCGUUGUCGUCGAUGAACGCGAUUCUGCGUACGGAACUCGUCUCGGAACACAAGCAUAUACCGUUCUGAAGCGAUUCCACUGAAUCCUCAUUGGAAAAUCGAUAACUGGAGCUUUUGGGAUUACACGUUACGACGAAUUUAAAUAUCGUCGUCGGGUGUAACGACGCGAGUUCGAGAGUAAUCUCGGCAGUAUUGAGUUUGUUCCUUUUUCGCUGUGCGCGCAUAAUUUUUUUACCAUGAUUUAGGAUCGCUCGUGAGCCUGAGAGUGUUAUAUAGUCUGCGUGCGUGAGUGUGAAAAUUGAUGACGAAAUGCGCGCGGGACGAGACACGUAUGACGUCCGCGAGCCCGUCGCGCAGCACACACACACUUUUUAUUAUCUUUCGAAAGACGCCAUUGGUCAUUCGACAUUUCACUAAACGCGAUAUGCCGCAUCUAUACGAGGAUGAAACUAUUCGAGAGCGAUUUAUUCGAAGCUGACGUUUUUCCGACUGGGCGUAUAUAGUCGGUUCUUCGAAUGAAUCGCGCAGCAUGUAGUAGAUAAUAAUUCAAGUACAACAAAAGUAUAGUUUCAACAAAUUAUCGACUCUCCUAUUAUACCACUACUGCAUUUCAACGAUUGAAAUAUUAUGCUUAGAGGCAAAACGAAUGGUUAUGGGGGAAAAAUUACGAUAAAAUAUAAAUAAUUAAUAACAACAAUAAUACGUGAAUAAUAAUUAAUAUUAAUAAUAACAUAGCUAGUCGAAACUUAUGUGAUAAACUAAUUAAGCGAAGAUUGACAAUUGAAGAAUGCACUGAAUACUUGACUCAAGUAUGAGCGUUUCGCUGUUUUCCUGUAAUACAUAAAGGAGCUGUGCUCCAAAAUUCUUCAGUCCGCCGAGACACACGCG